AUGGCGGAGAGGGUGAAAAGCGACGUGCACUUCAGUGCCUCCAAGCAAGAGCCUGGCUUGGUUGAGAAAGCUGAAGUAGUACAUGGUUCUCAAGAACAAGAACCAGAACUGACCCCCCAACAUCGAGAAUAUUUGCUCGAGCGUCAUGGAACCAUCGACCUUGAUCCGUUACCUAGUAUGGAUCCCGCCGAUCCGCACAAUUGGCCAUCAUGGAAGAAAAGUGCAAACCUCGUCCUCGUCGCCUUCCACGCGUGCAUGAGCACUUUCACCGCCGCAGCCAUCAUCCCUGCUUACGAGGACAUUGCGCUUGACCUAGGUAUCUCCAUCCAGCGCACGAGCUAUCUAACCUCUUUACAAAUCGCUGUGCUAGGUGGUGCCCCUCUCUUUUGGCGCCCGCUAUCGCAGCGGUUUGGGCGUCGACCUAUCUUCUUGCUCUCACUUCUGUGCACUAUAGCGUGCAAUAUUGGGUGUGCAAGAAGUCCCUCCUAUGCAUCCAUGGCGGCCUGUCGCGCACUGGGGGCAUUUUUCGUUUCUCCUGCUAUGGCUAUUGGUAGCGGAGUUGUCAUGGAGACAUUCUUUAAACGACAGCGCGCACGGUAUAUGGGUAUCUGGACAGUCAUGGUUACGCUAGGGGUGCCCAUGGGUCCCUUCAUUUUCGGCUUCGUUGCUCAGCGGGUGGGAUAUCGUUGGAUAUAUUGGGUGCUGGCUAUCAUAAACUUCUGUCAGCUCGUGUUAUAUCUCUUCUUGGGCCCGGAGACUCGCUAUCUGGGUCCACACUCGGGUUCCUCCUCCUUCCGCUCUGAGUAUCUGUCCAUCCAUCGCAUUGAUUCUACCCCGUUCUCGCUGGGGGAGAUUGUCCACCCUCUGCGGCUGGUGGGCUCGCUACCUGUGCUGAUUUCGACUGCAGCUUACUCAAUGGUGUUCCUCUUUGCAAGUGUGUUGGGCUCAGUGGAGGUGCCGCAGCUAUUACAAGUCAAAUUUGGCCUGAAUGCACAGCAGCUGGGCCUGCAAUUUCUCGGGCUAGUCAUUGGAUCCAUCCUUGGAGAGCAGGUUGGCGGUCAUCUAUCCGAUAUGUGGAUGAUAAUGCGUACCAAACAAUUAGGUGCACGGCCAGCACCCGAGUUCCGUCUUUGGCUGAGUUAUAUCGGGUAUGUACUGACUAUUGUUGGCAUGGUGAUAUUUCUCGUGUGCACCCAGACCGCUCCCGAGGGCCACUGGACCGUGUCACCGGUUGUAGGCUUGGGAAUUGCCGCGUUUGGAAAUCAGGUUGUGACGACCGUUUUGACUACGUAUGCAGUUGAUGUGCACCCGGGGGACGCGGCGAGUAUUGGGGUAUUUGUGAAUUUCAUCCGUUCUGAGUGGGGAUUUAUAGGGCCGUUUUGGUUCCCUCGCAUGUUCGAUGAGGUGGGCGUGGCGGCCAGUUCGGGGGUCAUUGCGGCUUUGAUUGUGGGAGUCUGUCUGGUUCCUACUGUCAUGCUGCACGCGACUAGGGGGAGAUCCACACAUGUUGUGAAAUAA
Messenger RNA from Talaromyces atroroseus, 1518 nucleotides. RefSeq lists its product as hypothetical. Lineage: Eukaryota; Fungi; Ascomycota; Eurotiomycetes; Eurotiales; Trichocomaceae. The transcript has 3 exons. The coding region runs from base 1 to 1518 and encodes 505 amino acids. Gene Ontology annotation, molecular function: transmembrane transporter activity. Gene Ontology annotation, biological process: transmembrane transport. The record is from RefSeq and is a predicted model, not a curated record.